Messenger RNA from Girardinichthys multiradiatus, 3608 nucleotides. RefSeq names its product allantoicase (gene allc). The transcript has 11 exons. The record is from RefSeq and is a predicted model, not a curated record. NCBI's taxonomy places the organism in Eukaryota, Metazoa, Chordata, Actinopteri, Cyprinodontiformes, Goodeidae. Gene Ontology annotation, biological process: allantoin catabolic process. Gene Ontology annotation, molecular function: allantoicase activity. Bases 76 to 1290 code for a protein of 404 amino acids.
UUCAAGGUUCAACAGGAAAAGCAGCUGCUCCAAACUUUCUCUUCACGUCUGAGACAUCUGAAGAAAACCUUGAGGAUGGCUGAGAGAAGGUUGACCGCAAAGACUUCAGCAGAGCUGGACUUCCUGCAGUUUAAUGAUCUCGCCUGUGAGACAGUCGGAGGGAAGGUUAUUUUUGCCACAGAUGAGUGGUUUGCUCCAGCUAAAAACCUGCUAAAGAGAGAGCCUCCGCAAUUCAUCGCAUCUGCCUUCACAGAAUUUGGAAAAUGGAUGGAUGGCUGGGAGACGAGGAGGAAGAGGAUACCUGGUCAUGACUGGUGCAUCAUUCAGCUGGGAGUUCCUGGUCUGAUUUAUGGAUUUGAUGUCGACACGUCUUUCUUCACUGGAAACCACUCUCCUUACGUCUCCAUCCAGGCUGCCUGUCUCGAUGAGCUGCCGCCCUUCACUCCCGGGGAAGAUCGGACUGGCAUGGCCGCCACUGAAACACAGAUUGCUGCUGUUGCCAAGUUUUAUGAUCGACAGCUGAGCUCGGAGGCUUGGCCAGAGCUGGUGAGCGUGUCGGAGCUGCAGCCUGGAUACUCAGACUGUUGUCACAACUACUUCAGGGUCAGCUUUAAGAGGAGAGUCACGCACCUGCGCCUCAACAUGUAUCCAGAUGGAGGAAUAGCCAGACUGAGGGUGUUUGGUAUCGGGAUGCGCGAUUGGUCUUCGGUGCCCAUUAACCAGGAUGUCGACCUAGUAGCGCUGACCAGUGGGGGAGUCUGCCUCGGCUACAGCGACGCCCACUUUGGACACCCACGCAACAUGAUUGGACUUGGACUAGCUGCCAACAUGGCUGACGGAUGGGAAACAGCCCGCAGAUUAGACCGACCCAAAAAGCUGAAGGCAGACCAGCGGGGAAUCCUCCGGGUGCCUGGCUGGGAAUGGGCCGUGUUUCGUCUCGGCCAUCCUGGACUGAUCAGCAGCAUCGAGGUCGACACCAACCAUUUCAAAGGUAACUUCCCGGACUCCUGUCGGAUCGAAGCGUGCCUUUUAACCCCAGAAGAGGAGAUGCGGUGCAUCCAAACCAGAUGGAACUCUGGGAAAUGGGAGGUUCUCCUGCCACCUCAGAAGCUACGUCCUCAUCAAAGACAUCACUACAGCAAAGCAGAUCUGACACUGAAUCGUCCUGUUAGUCACGUUCGGCUCAUCAUCGCUCCUGAUGGGGGUGUCAGCCGCCUCCAUCUGUGGGGUCGGCUCAUAUCGGUCACUGGAGCUCCAGCCAAUCAGAACAGACCGUCAUCCAAACUCUGACACAGUUCAGGGUUGAUUCAACGUCACUGAGCUGAACACACAAGAGUUUUGAAGAUCUUUUUCAAGACUUGCAAGUGCAAGAGAAAAUUAGUUUUAAUGGGCUAAAGGCUUUACCUAUUUGUUAAAUCUGGAAUAGGAAAAAUGAAUGGCUGUAAAAUAACAAACCCCUAUAGAACUUUGCCAGGAUUCCGGGGAAUCUCUUCAUCACAAUGAGAAAAUGUCUCUUUUGUUUCACCACGUGCUGUAGUGCUUGUUGCUUGAAGGACCGUCUUUAUGUCCACAUUUUAAUGAUCCCUCUCUAGUGCAGAGACAGAGACACAGAGGACAGCACUGCUUCCAUUGUUCCACCAAAGUCAUUUCUAAACAGGAGAAAAUCGUUGGUCUGGAAUGCUCCAGGUUCAGGUGUCUGGAUCUUCUUCACUUUGAAUUUGGAAUCUGGUUAUUAUUACAAACAGGGUUGCUCAAAAGGUUUUUGGAGGUUGAAAUGCAUGUCCAAAACGUGAAGACCAAAACAUGAAGAUCAAGACUUGAAGGUCAAAACAAAAACUGUUGCAGCAACCGUGGUCCAACCGGGUGAUUGAUCCUGGUUGACUCAGACCAAUUUCUGUGUUAAUGAAAGAUUCCUGAGAGUCCUGUUCUGAGGAUCAUGCUCACUCCACCUGGACCAUGUCAACCAGGGCUAAUCAACAAAUACUUCAUACUCCAGGUAGAUUUGGAUUAAAAACUAUUUUCAUCCAAUCAAGAAGUUGUUUUCUGAUUGGAAAAUGAAACAGGCAUCUACCAAAAUACAACAAAUAAAAAGGGUUUCACUUUGACAAAAUCCAAAUCUGUUUUAAUCCACAUUUGAACAAAAAAAGCUCAUUGCUAUAAUUAUUCAUACCCUUCAUAGCAAUCAAUGGAGAAGACUUUAUUGGCUAUUACAGCAACCAAAUGUUUCCCAGAAUUGUUGACAUGACAGAUGUUUUCCAUGUCUCCAGCCUAAAGUCUUUGAGGUUUGGCCUCUCUGCCACCACCCUAAUGUUGAGCUCAGUCCACUGAUUCUCUGUCAGAUUCAAGUCAGGACUCUCCACAUUGUUAAUAUUUUUGUGGGCUAACCAUUUCUUCAUCACUUGGCUGUGUGUUUUGGGUCAUGCUGGAACAUCUAAUAGUUCCUCUGCAGACUGCCUGAUGUUGUUGAGAAUCUUAAUGAAGUAUAACAUGAUGCCGUUGACUUUGAUUAGGUUGCUUGUCUCCUUAGCUGACCCCCCCUCCCAACACAACCACACAUGUUUAUUAUGUGAUCCAUUAAUAAAAGUGAGGUAAUAUUUACAAGAAAAAAGAAGCCAAUAUUGGAGUAAAAAUGUGAGAGACCUUAAAAGACAAAAGCAGUAAAGACAAUUAUGGAUUUAGCUAAUUACAGAUAGAAAUAAAUAAAUCUUCUUUAUUUUCAUCCAACUUGAAACAACCUCUCUUACAAGAAGCAACUCCCUGAUCUCUGAUUGGUCCAUCAGGAACGUUUAUCCACUUCAGGCUCAGCUUUUCAACACCACAGACAUUUGUUUAAAUUUAAGUUUAUUGGCUUCCUCUCCUCCAGCUGCAUUUUCUUCCCAAUUAUUAAUGUGAAAUAAACAAUUGGAGGUCAGGUGAGUAACGAUCAAUGAUGGCUUCAUUUUCUUCCUCAGACUUUAGUUGUUAAAAAAAUGGCAUUGAUUUUGCCUUAAUUGAUUUCCUUUAGUCUUUUCCUCUAUUGCUAGUUGUCACCAAUCUCUCUGUAUUUUUAUGGCUCUUCUGGUUUCUUCAGAACCUGCAGCAGCUUUGAUUGAAUGAGGUGUUGAGUUGUUGGCACUGAAAUGUGUCACCUGACAUAUUCUGCAUCAUUUCAACUGUGGCGGCAGGCUUUACCAACAGACAAGUUUGUCCAUCUUUCCUGAAGGACUAAUGUGCUGAUGCAGUUUGUUCAUUUUUCAGCCUGCUGUGUUUGAACAUCUGAAACUCCGCCCACAUCACACACAGCUCUGAGCCCGAACAUGACCUUAGACCCCAUCUUGGCAGCUUCAGCAGUAAGGCAGCCACAUUUGUCAGGUGCUCAGAUGUUACUGAAAUUACAGUAAUUAGCCGCGCUGUGUGGCCUCAAUGUGUUUGUGUUUGUGUGUGACUGCUGGCUUUGACCUCAUUGAAGCCCUUCCACUGACUUUCCACCUCAGCAUGUUUUCGCCAGAUGUUGGACAUCACAGGAAAAAUGUCCACAACUCAGAAUGUAUUGUUUUUAUUUUUUUGGUUUGUUCCACAAGUUCUUUUUUCUGAAUUGUAUUUCCAGACAAAAUAAAUAAUUGAAGGCC